Molecule: messenger RNA, 405 nt
Organism: Tupaia belangeri chinensis (Chinese tree shrew)
Lineage: Eukaryota; Metazoa; Chordata; Mammalia; Scandentia; Tupaiidae
Product: keratin-associated protein 9-9-like
Exons: 1
Coding region: 1-405 (134 amino acids)
Cellular component (GO): keratin filament
Source: RefSeq, a predicted model, not a curated record
AUGACCAGCUGCUGCUGUUCCCCUUGCUGCCAGCCUACGUGCUGCAGAACCACCUGCUGCCAGCCCUGCUGUGGUGGAUCCUGCUGCUUCCCAACAUGCUGUCAAACCACCUGCUGUAGGACCACCUGCUGCCGGCCCAGCUGCUGUGGAUCCUGCUGCUGCCAACCCUCCUGCUGUGGGUCCAGUGGCUGUGGGUCAAACUGCUGUGGGUCCAGCUGCUGUCAACCCUCCUGCUGUGGGUCUUGUGGCUGUGGGUCAAACUGCUGUGGGUCCAGCUGCUGCCAGCCCUGCUGCUCUGGACCCGUGUACUGCCGCAGAACCUGCUACCUCCCCACCUGUGUCUGUCUGCCUGGUUGCCUAGCCCAGGGCUGCGGAUCCAGCUGUGGCCAGCCCUGCUGCUGCUGA